Dovyalis caffra is the source of this 1572-nucleotide messenger RNA. NCBI's taxonomy places the organism in Eukaryota, Viridiplantae, Streptophyta, Magnoliopsida, Malpighiales, Salicaceae. The record is from the annotation of a GenBank genome assembly.
AUGUCGUUUUCAACAGAGAAACCAUCGAAGAAGAAGAGAGCGCCAAGGUGGUCAGACUUAUGGCUCAAAAACACAAAACCCUUAAAACAUGUUGUCUUUGCUAUGCAGCUCCAGUCUCUCUCUAACCCAACAACGCCAACGCCAACGCCAACGCCAACUCCAACACCGACACCAACACCGAAGCAGCAACCUCAACAAGCAGACCCCAGUAUCAAACUCAAAGACAAAAUAGGAACCCUCAUCGCCAAUCUCCCCAACAUUGACCGUACACUUCUCUUAGGUGAUGAACUCCUCUUAAAAAUCCUCUCUAAAUUGCCUGAUUCUCAAAGAAACCCUAAUUCACUUGUUUGUAAACGCUGGCUUAAUCUCCAAGGCCGUCUUGUUAGGUCUUUAAAGGUUUUAGAUUGGGAGUUUCUUGAAUCUGGCCGUUUACUUUCAAGAUUCCCAAAUUUGACCCAUGUGGAUUUGCUUAAUGGGUGUGUUGUUAGACCCCUUGAUUGCUGCGUUUGGUUGAGUCACAGGGUUUUUAAGAUGGAAAUAAAUUCUGAGGUUUCUGGUUUUUUACCGGAUUGGCAUGUUUAUGAAGAGAAUUUGUUGCCUGUUGAGGUUGUUGAUAGAGGGCUUAGAGGGUUAGCUUCAGGUUGUCCGAAUUUGAGGAAGCUUGUAGUGGUUGGUGCUAGUGAGUUAGGGUUGUUAAGUGUAGCUGAAGAGUGUUUGACAUUGCAAGAAUUGGAGUUACAUAAGUGUAAUGAUAAUGUGUUGCGUGGGAUUGCGGCGUGUGUGAAUUUGCAAAUCCUGAAACUUGUUGGAAAUGUGGAUGGAUUUUAUGGUUCUUUGGUUUCGGAUAUUGGGUUAACGAUUUUAGCUCAAGGGUGUAAGAGGUUAGUGAAGCUUGAGUUAAGUGGGUGUGAGGGUAGUUUUGAUGGGAUUAAGGCCAUUGGACAGUGUUGUCAGAUGCUUGAGGAAUUGACUAUUUGUGACCAUAGGAUGGAUGGUGGGUGGUUGGCUGGGCUUUCGUACUGUGAGAAUUUGAAGACUUUGAGGUUUUUGUCGUGUAAGAGGAUUGAUCCCAGUCCAGGGCCGGAUGAGUAUUUGGGUUGUUGUCCAGCUCUUGAGAGGUUGCAUUUGCAGAAGUGUCAAUUGAGAGAUAAGAAAAGCCUUACAGCCAUGUUUAAGGUGUGUGAAGCUGUUAGGGAGGUUGUUUUUCAGGAUUCUUGGGGAUUGGAUAAUGAUCUGUUUAGCCUGGCAAGUAUCUGCAGGAGGGUAAAGUUAUUAUCUCUGGAAGGAUGCUCCUUGUUGACAACAGAAGGCCUGGAAUCAGUACUUCUUACCUGGAAUGAACUUGAACAUCUUAGAAUAGAGUCAUGCAAGAACAUAAAGGACAGCGAAGUCUCUCCAGCUCUUUCAAUCUUGUUCUCUGCUCUUAAAGAGUUGAGAUGGAGGCCAGAUACCAGAUCUCUUCUUGCAUCAAGUCUCGUGGGGACUGGCAUGAGAAAGAAAGGAGGCAAAUUUUUCAAGAAGAAUCUACGCCUGGAUCAUUAUACACAGAUGAUUCACACAGCUACUUUUUGA